UGAAAAAUAGUUUCAAAAUCUGCAAAUACUGUCCAGAUAAGGGAUGCAUCUGGGACCUGGCGUUUCGCUACGAAGUUCCACAAUUCACUCUGACAUUUUGGAAUGUUCAUUCAUUACAGUAUUUUCAAUUACAUUAUUCUCCCACAAGAGAUUUACUUGUGCAGUUAUCUUCAGGGGGAUUCCUUACUUUUUUGGUAAUGAUGAGACCAGCAGAAUUUUGUGCUUGUGUGGCUAUCUUAGCCACUGUCAUCUGCUUACCGGGGCUGAGAUCUUCCAACGUUCAUAAGUGGCAAAGAAGAAACAUGCAAAUAUUUGAGGUUUCUACUGAAAAGCCAGAAAGCACCACAAGCUAUAAUGAGAACAGUAAUGAGGUGAAAAGUGCCACAGAGAUCAAUGGAGAAACAACAAGUUCUACUGCUUUUAGUAAUAUGUUAAAGCCUUCAUUAGAAACAUUAACUGCAGCAAUAACUCCUAGCAUUGCCAAUAUAAAAGAAACAAAACAAAUCAAUAAGUCAGAAAAUGAAAAUGUAAUCACGAUGACCAGCCUUGAUACAUUACCUACAGCUAGAACAAUGGUGCCAUUUCAGAAACAAUUUAAUACAAGUACUAAAGAUGAUGAUUGGAAUAAAACUGUACAGUCUCAGCAGAAAGACUUUGUAACAGUCUUAGCUACAAAAUCCUCUUCUGGUCAAGACGUUGAUGUCAGCAAAGUUAACAAUACUGUUUACACGACAACAACAGCAACACAACAUAAUCAGAAAGCUGAAGGAACAAUGGAGAAUAAGAACCAAGUGCCAGAGCAGGUUACAAGUUCAACUGUUUUUAAUGGGGUCACCAAAAAUGAAAGUGGUGUUGAGACAACCAGGACCACUGAUUCAGGCAAUGAGGUCUUUACGCUAAAUAGUCAUGACACUACAGCUUUGCCUCUUACAAGUAAAACAAUUCUUACUGUCAAUACAACACACAAGGAAGCCACAGUAUUGACUUCAGAAAUGUUAAAUUUCUCAGAAUUCACAAAUGCAAAUGUUGGAAGUUUCAGAAAUGAAGAAGUGACAACAACAACAAUAAUCAGUGAACCAGAGGGUAAUUACUUCAGCUGGAAUAUAAAUAGUCCAAAUGCUGAGAAGGAAAUUAAUGAAAUCAUGGCAACCACAGUGGGUGCGGUAACAGACAGCAAGGCACCCAAUACAUUUCAGGUGACUACGACAUCCAGAGCUACAACAUCAAUUCAGGGGGCUGCAAUGACAGAGUCAGUCUCAUCAGCUUCUCAGGAAACAAUGUUGAAAACUACUCAGACUGUGCAAGUAUCCAGCACAGAAGCUAUAAUUGGGACUACCAAAAAUACAUAUAAGGGAUUGAGUUCAAGGUUGCCAACAACAAGUGGGAUUCCCACUGUGAUAUCUGCCUUGCCAACAACACAUCUCCCUCAGAAACCAGAAUCAGAAGCAGUGAAUACAAUUCCCACAAAAGAAAUUGCAUCUGUAACUCCUACAGAAACAAUGCUGCUGAGUGCUGAAGCAGUGAGUACAAACAUAAACCAAGCAGUUACAGGAGACAUCGGUGCAAAACAAACCACACCAAGGAAAGAUAAGAAAAUCUCUACAACGGCAUCUGAAGUUUCAGAAAGAACACUGCUUCUGUUACUGACAACCAUUGUGCCAUCUGUAGAGCCCACAGCACCACCAACAAACACAGCUGAGGAACUCGAAUCAGAAGUACUGACAAGUGCCAGUGAUUUGCCACAACAGAAGUCAGUAGAACCAAUUGGAAAAAAAGUAUUUGCCGCUACAGCAACAUUAAGCACCGAAGCCAAUGAUACAGUCCUGAAAGCAUCUGCCACAAAAGCAAUGGGAAUGACUAUGGUCAAGCCUUCUAUCACAACACCUGAGUUAAGAGAUAACACAUGGUCAUCCUUAGCAACAACUUUAGCACCAUCUUUGAGUGACACAGAACCACCAAUUUAUACAUUGGACACAACAGAGUCAGAAGAGUUAGAUGAUGAUGAUGAUGAUGAUGAUGAUGAGGAAGACUCAGAUGAAGACAGCAUGGAUUAUGAAACAGAAGUGCCUUCGCUGCCAUAUGUAACACCUGGCGGGCCCAUAAGAGUCAACCGAAACUUGACAAAAGUGAUGGAGAUGUCCUAUCAGCUUCCAGAUUCCUUUGAGUGGAACCAGCAUGAUCAAGGUACUAAAAAUCUGGUAAGAAACUGGCUGGAGAAAAUCAAAGACAAAGCUGGUUAUAUGUCUGGGAUGCUAGUGCCUGUAGCUGUUGGCGUGGCAGGGGCACUCUUCAUCCUAGGAGCUCUCUAUAGUUUCAAGGUGAUGAAUCGGAAGAGGAAAAGUGUUUUCAAAAGACGUGAAACAAAGCCUAAAGAUUUCACAAGCAUGCAGGACCGGGUGAUGCUGUUAGCUGACAGCUCAGAGGAUGAGUUUUAAGUACGAAUAAUGUUUUGAUGCAAUACAAAUGUCUGAAGCUGCACUGGAGUCAGGGGACAAAGGAUGUCACUGCUUUUUGCUACAUGUUGUUUCUGAUGCAAGUGAUCUUUCUUUUAAUGAGAAGUUAUUGAGGUUGCAAAUGUUAUUUGUGACAUAAAGUCUUGUUUGAUAGAAAUUUACCUCAUAGGAGCAACCUCACUUUAAUUUCACUAGAAAUUCAUCCUGACAAAUUGGAAUGACCAGAUGUUAUGUGAUAAUAUUGCUAUAGCCAACUGUUAAUGCUUUUGGAGACAAUGCUACUAAGCAAUAAGGGUUCCUUAAACAGUCUUUGUCAAGUUGGUAAUGAAUAUGUCACAAUUUUAAGCAAUGCCUAACAGUCUCAUUUUGUUUUAUCUAUAUUGGUAUAAAAUUCAUGAAAGAAGCCACAGAUAAAGACUCCACGAACGUGUUGCCAAUCAUUUAUUCAGGGCAACGUCAGAUUGUUUGUUUCCUUUUCAGAGUUGAAAACCCUCAGCAUUUUAAGAGUGACGAAUGAAUGGUGUUCAUUGCAAUAUUGGCAGGCAUGUUUUCUGAAGAAGAGUUACAAAGUCAUGUUAUGUUAACUCUUGCUUCUCUCUGCACAAAUACUGCCAGAUGUCUUGAGUAUUUUGCUUUUAUUAGGCAUGUUUUCUUAAGUAGCCUUUCAUCCAACACACAUUUCAGGAUGAAUGUGCAAUAUGUUUGCCUCUGUCUCACUGUUAAGCUUGUAACUGCUCCCUAACAGCUCACCAUGUGUCCUAUGAUUUCAAAGCUUGGCCAUACCAGUAUCAGGUCAGUCAUUCGUGUGGAAGAACUGAAUACCCAUGAUUCUUCGCAUUGUAAAGUUGUAUCUUGUCAACAGAUGGACAUCAUGCUGCUCUUUAUUUAAAAAAAAUAGUUCUUAGAGAUAUGGAUAAUAUUGAGUUUGAUGCUAUUGGUACGAGUUAUACAUACACACCCAAGAUACUUUAUGCAAUCACAAUGAUAAGUGGAAUCCAUUUAUCAUUACUUACCAUUUACCAAAACUUUCAGUAAAUCUCAUGAUUUUAUUUUAAUAUAAAUGAUCCCUGGAACAAUUUUCUUUAAACAGUAUUAAAUACCAUAUAUAAUUCAUAAUUGGACAAACUAAUUAGGUGUAACAAAAAUAAAACUUCAUCUAAUUAUGAUUAUAAUCUCUGCAAAGAACUUGAUAUGGUUUAAGUCACAUUAGAUUCAAUGGUGUUCGGACCUUUUCGUGAUUUAAUUAGAAUCACGAAAUACAGUACAUGUAUUGUGAAAAGAAAAAAAGCAUUUGGUCUAAUAGUCUUACAAUAGCAAUCCAGAUAUAAAUGCUAUUAAAAUGUGAAACAAGUUGGCAGAGGGUUAGUGAUACUAAUUUUAAUCCAGACACCAAACUAAUCCUCCAGGAACAUAGGUUUAAAUCCAACCAUUGCAGGAUGCCCAGUCACUGACCAGUGAUUAUAGAUAGAAUUUAUGUGGCUGGUCCACUUAAGUGUCUUAUCAAUGGUGACUGCGAAGAUGUUGAUUUUGAGGGGUUUACAGAUUGUAUUGUGUUGAAUGGAUUGUGUCUUGUUGGAUGUUUAUUGUCUGGUACUUGUGUGGCACAAAUGUUACUUGCCACUAAGUAACCCAAGCCACUAAGUACCCCAUCAUUGUCCAGAUCUUGCUGCAUUUGGAUACAGACUGAUAAUUAAUGAUACUAAGAACUACAACGCACUUUAUAGAAGAGAAGGAUAAUAAUAGCAACUUUAUAUUUGUGUAGUACCUUUCUUACAAUUAUAUAAACCCAGGCACUUCAGACAUAAAGUAUAAAGAAAAUAUAAAGUGCAGUUUGUGCAGCAGAUUAGAAGCUUGGCUGAAGUGUACUUUUUAUUAAUGAGUGUCUUAAAGGAAGAAAGAGGUUGAGAGAAAAGUUUAUGAAGCUAUUUCUAGUGCCUAAGCAGCUGAAGGUAAGAAGGUAAGUGGUGAAACAAUUAAAAUCAGAGUGCCCAAGAGGUUGGAGUUGAAAGUGCUCUAUGGAUUGUGGAAACAGUGGAGAUUAAAGAGAGGAAAGGAUGAUACCACGGAGAGAUUUGGAAACAAGGAUGACAGUUUUAAAACCAAGGCAUUGCUUGACUGGGAGCCAGUAGAGGUGAGUGAGCACAUGGUUGAUGAACAAUAUUAUCUCUAAUUUCUGUUUUCCUGAGAACAUCAGCUAUUUACACUGUUUCUAAUCUGAUUAAUAUGAGCAAACAUUCACUCCACUUGCAUUUUUACUUGCAUAUUUCAUUGUGUUUCAACAAGGUUUAUAUUAAACAUUUCUCUAAAUUAUCAAAUUGGAAUGGGAUUCUGUUAUUGAAUUGCUCAUGGCAAAUGAGAAGUGAUGCUAUUGGUACUGGUUGCCAGUUUCCUCAGAUGCUGUACUCUGUCAAUGUAAUUUUACAAGCAAUGCAUCAGUGUGUGUACUUAAAAAGUGUUUUCACUGUUUUUGGUGAAGUUAGGGUGAUGGAUUGGGAACAACUCCGUUAUGGGAAAAUGGAAAUGAAGGAGUUGAACUUUGCAUGGGAUCAGUAAGCUUUGCAUGGUCAGGAAAGAGAGAUCACAUUGGUGCACAGGGGAAGAAGUAUUUUUUUCCUUUUUUCUGGCUCAUAGUUUGAAACAUUUUCCAUGAGGAUAUAUUGAACCGCAGGACCAGGGCCCAACACAAAAUAGUGACGUCACAGGUAAACUGUAAGUUCGUUGGUUUAGUGAUAACAAUUAAUUUAACUAUCCAUUAUAGGUUACUUUCAGAUUGAAAGAUAAUAUCAGAAGUAUUUACAUGCAACAAACUAAAAGAAGAGUAUGAUUUUUAAAAAGAAACCAAAUGAAGAACUCAGUAAUUAAAAUAGAGAUACAGGGCCUGGCAAUGUGUUGUAACUGCAUGAUGUGGGAGCUGGGGGACACAAUUGUGGUUCACACUGACCACAUCAGUAGUAAUGUUGGUUGCUUGAGGAACUCUGGCACAGAGUUGAUGAGCUGGAGUCUGAGCUUCGAACACUGACAUAUCAGAUAUGAGAAACAAUUACUUGGACUCUGUUUCAAGAGACAGUCACACCCCAUAGAUUAACUACCUCGAAUUUAUUGUGUGGUCAGGGACAAGAGGAUGUGACCACAGGCCAAGCUACAUAGAGGGAUCCAGGAGGUGAUGCUGAAUGAGCCUCAGCCCUUGAGCUUAUCCAGCAGGUUUGAGAUUCUUGUU
This is a messenger RNA of Chiloscyllium plagiosum (whitespotted bambooshark), 5670 nucleotides long. The record is from RefSeq and is a predicted model, not a curated record. NCBI's taxonomy places the organism in Eukaryota, Metazoa, Chordata, Chondrichthyes, Orectolobiformes, Hemiscylliidae.